AUGGCGGGAGCCUUUGGAAACAACAGGAGCGGGCGGCUGCUGCCUGCGCAGCUACCUCUGCCGAGCUGCACUUUCCUGGGCACUGCGAUUUCUCCUCUUUCUCUGGAAGAGCUUGAAGUUCAAGUGUACAGGGAGCAGCCGUGGCUGCAGCGGGAGUGGGGAGACCAGCAGCUCCCGGCGAAGCUUCUGCUUGCUGCGGCAGCUCGUGCUGCCAAAACCGAAGCGCGCCGGACCCAGGAGACCUUUAGGAAGGCUGAACGAGCAGCAGCUGCAGCAGAAACAGAGGCAGCUCGUGCUGAUGCUGCAGAGGAGGAGCAAAGGGCAUAUAAUGAGCUGGGAGGAAUCCAUGAAACGACGUUGAAAGGCUCAGAAGCAACAACAACAGCAACAACAGCAACAACAACAACGACGACAACAACAACAACAACAAAAACAACAACAACAACAACAACAGCAACAACAAAAACAACGACAACAACAACAGCUGAAACAGCAGCAACAAAAAAAAAACUGGCGGAGCGCUGCCGCGAACUCGCUGUAGCUAAAAGAAAAGCUGCUUUGUACUACUGGGACGGGGAAACAGAACUAACCGAAGAUGAAGAUACACCCCAAAUUACUUACAAACCUAAAUGGGGUGUACGUCCACCGCGGCAACGCCAGGAGGUCGGAUCGGAAGACUUCGCUUGUGGGGAAUUUUCUUCUUCGCGCUCAUCUCGAGCGACUUACUUUGGGGGACGUCCUGAGGACUUUAUGGAUGAGGAAGACAAGAAGCACGCUGCGCGAGCUGCCAGGGGGAGAGCUUCUGCUUUCCAGUGGGAGGGAGGGGCCCCCUCAGCGGCAGCCGCAUCAGUAAACUCCUCUGGUGUUGCUUCUUCUUGGUUUAGGGCUGAGGGGGCGGAUGAGACGCUGCCUUUUUAUCUUGCUCACGAAAGAGAACCUUUACGUGCAAAUUUGCCCCAAUGGCGCAUGCACUCCAUGCGGCGUCACCAGUGGAUGCGAGCCAUGCGGCGACUCCGAGAUACAAAUAAAACUAGCAGCAGCAGCAGCAGCAACAAUGCGAGAGGGAUGGGUGCGUUGCUGCAAGAAGGAGGGAGGGGAGCUGCAACACGAGGCCCCCAGCUUCCUCCGCACGUCGAGGAGAUGAGACAGCUCCUGCGGGCCCAGCAACAGCAGCAGCAGCAGCACCUAGAUCAAGGAAGUCCUGAUAUUGCUUCCGGUUCUGCUAACAGCAACAGAGGAAGCAACAGCAGCGCUAGCGACAGUGCAGGGGAGGCGAGUACACGGGAGACACAAGGGCCCCCCAGAGAAGAGGAGACAGGGGGUUCAGUCCUGUCGCUGCUUGCUGCUGAGGCAACUGCAGCAGCAGCCGAAGAUGAUGAUUGGGGGUGGGCUGCAGCACAGCGGCUGUUGCGGCUGCAGCCCUUGGGACCCGCCCAAGCAGGCCUGGGUUUCUACGAGCAGCAGCCCCACCAGGACCUGCAGGCAACGGCAAGCCGUCCUCACCCCGCUAACCCCUACACUAGCAGCAGCAGCAGCAGUAGCAGCAAAAGCAGACGACGAUAUCUGUGCAACUAUUCUCUUGAUGACGAUGAUGAUGGAGAUUGUCUAUACAGCAGCACAGCCCCAACAUGCGGCUUAUACACAAUCAGCGACAAGGGGGGCCACUUGGAGGCAAGUGAAGAGACAGGCAAGGAGCAACAGGGACUGGAAGAAGUAGAAGUCUUAGAAGGGGAGACAAUGCAUACAAGGAUACCUCAAGAGGAGAGAGAGAGCAUCAUCCCAGAGAUGUAUACAGAAAAGAGACACCCCGCCGUGCACGAGACAGCAGCAGAGACAGAUGAGGCGCUGGACGAGAGGGAAUGGAUUUUGCAACUAGACUGCGACUUGCCUCUGCUUGCUGUCCCGGCAGACUUCAGUGGUGUCCAUGUAGAAACAGAGGAGGAUAUGAAGGCCUGUUGGGGUGAAUGCGCAACUGCCAGUAGAGAUGCAACAGGAGACAAAGAGUCAGAUUCAGAGAAGGAGACAGAUGUAGGAAAGGAAAGAACCCAAGACCUGGAUGCAGAUACACAAGAGAGCACCAGCUGCAUGCAAACUGCAGAAAAGAACAAGCGCGGUCGCGGAUUCAGCAGCAGCUCUGGCGGGCUGCUCAUGGGAGCAGCUUGCCCGACGCGAGCAGCAGCGGCAGCAGAUGAAGCAGCAGUAGCAGCAGAUGCAUAUGCAGGCGGGAGGAGACAGCCGUUAUGGGGCGGUGUUACAUCUGACAGCCGCCGCUCGUUGCUGCAGCAGAUUGCAGGAAGGGAGGUGCAUUGGUUGCAGGAGGGGACUGAAGAAGCAGCAGUAGCAGCAGCACAGCAACCUACUUGGCUGCAGCAGCACCAGCAGCAGCUGCUGCGCCGCAACCAGCAGCACCGCAUGCAGCAGCAGCUUCAACAAAUGCGCCACCGCCUCAACAGUCUACUUCUCCCCUUUGUCUCCGAUCCAGAGACACAAAAGCGAUUUGAAAUGUACAUGCAGCUGCGGGAACAAAAUCAGCUGGAAUUGAUAUUUUCCUGUUUUGUCACGAUCGGGCAUUAG
Eimeria maxima is the source of this 2574-nucleotide messenger RNA. RefSeq lists its product as hypothetical. Bases 1 to 2574 code for a protein of 857 amino acids. The transcript has 6 exons. The record is from RefSeq and is a predicted model, not a curated record. NCBI's taxonomy places the organism in Eukaryota, Apicomplexa, Conoidasida, Eucoccidiorida, Eimeriidae. Gene Ontology annotation, biological process: mRNA processing.